AGCGAGGCGCUGAGAGUAACAAACAGCUGAUUGUCCUUCCAAGAGUUAUUUUAUCGGGAUUUUUCAGGGUCGCGGUCGUUUUCAUAGUCUAUAUGCUUAAUAACAACGAUAAUAAUUAUUAUUAUUGUUAUUAUUAUAUUGUUACUAAUACCGAUACCUGUUAAUGCCAAUAAUGUUAAUGAGCGUUUGGACUACAUUAAGUGUUUUCACGCAAGCUUAAUUUUAUCAAGAUGAAUUGAACUGAUGAAAUAAUAAUAGUUCGUUUAAGCAAAAUAAAACAGGCGUAUUAUAUUCUCGCCGUUGUUGAUCACUCAUACGUACCUGCAAUUUGUCUAAUUUUUAAGGGAAUUUGCGUCGUUUUAUUCAUAUUCACUUAACCUAUUACAACUGAAAAGGUGAUACCACCAAGAUUUUCCAGCAUCCCGCAAACCCGCAAAGUUGAAGAAAUGGGCGUGAUCGGCUUAAGCACUCGUUUGCAAUUAAGAUUGACUUUGGCAGUUAAAUACAUAUCCGAGCCCCAAGGAUGUUCUUUGAGGAUUUUUUUUUUGUUCUUUCAGCUCCCCCUAAUAAAAGUCUUCCAUGUUGCAUUGCCUAACCUUACACUCUAGCUGUGUCGUUUCCUACCUGAUUCUGAUGCUGAUAGCCCAUUUUACUGCCGUCUAUAGCACCUUUCCUCCGGUGCCGGCGGGGUGCUUCGCCAUGGCCAUUUUCAUGGUCACACCACCUGCAAAGAUCUUGAGACGGGAAGUUAUGACUCUCUCGAAAGAAUACGAAGCAAACCAGCAGCGAAGGCUGGUGCCGCUGGAUGAGGGUGAAAUCGACAUUCUGGGGGACGGUGACCCUCCUGAUCACCACAUUGCAGAGGCCUUCUUGUCCCUGCGAGAUGCUUCGGUGGAUGAGGCGUCGGCCGAACCUAGCGCCGAACUGGACUCUUCCGGAGCCGAUUCGUCCGGUGAAAGCGAGAGCAGCUUCUGUUCAUCUGGUGAAAAGCAUCACAACACAGUCAAGCCGCCUUAUUCCUACAUCGCUCUCAUCACUAUGGCGAUCCUACAGAGCCCAGAGAAGAAACUGACGCUCAGCGGCAUCUGUGACUUCAUAAGCAACAAAUUCCGUUAUUAUAAAGAGAAGUUUCCCGCGUGGCAAAAUUCUAUUCGGCACAACCUAUCACUCAAUGACUGUUUCAUUAAGAUCCCUAGAGAGCCCGGAAAUCCAGGAAAAGGCAACUAUUGGUCCCUGGACCCUGCAUCCGAAGACAUGUUCGACAACGGAAGCUUUCUCCGAAGAAGAAAACGAUUUAAAAGAAGUCUUCCAGAAUAUGUGAAGGACAGCUUUAUGCUGUAUUCGAAUUUAAAUUUUCGGCCAUAUGGGCGCCCAUAUUGUGUUCAGGGUCAAAGUGCCGCAGACGCAGGAUCGCCGCGCUACCUGCCGCUACAAGACGGAGUCGUAACUCCUUCCUCUUAUUACCAGUAUCAGGGCGUCCGCGGCGGAAAGGUCACGGGACCCAAGGGACUUCAGAUGCAACUAUACGCAGCAUCUCUCCAACCUCAGAAGUCCACACCUGUGACACGAAAUAAAUGUCCUUUCAGCAUCGACAGCAUAAUGGGAAUAAAUUCUUCUAGUGUGCAAAACCCCAGCUUCCAGGGUCCGACAGACUACUCCAGCUUGCUAAGGAGACCAACCACCUACUUGGUCCAGACAAUGUUAUCCGCUCCAAGAACUUCGUUCAACUCAUCUCCCGUGAAUGUAAAUCCACCCGAACUGCAGCAGAUGCGGUACCUACACUGAAAGGAAGGUGGACACUUUCGUGUAUAUAGAUCACAUCUUCAGAUGCUGCUGUGAAUUGUGAACACGUAUUGUGUAAGCUGUACGCUUUCUAUAUAAAAGAUAAAUAGCGAGAUACGACAUAUAACACUGAUAGUUGUAAUGUAUAUAAUAUGUAGUAAUAUAUUUAUUAAAUGCGUAAUGUAAAGGAAGACAGUCACGAGAAAACCAGAGAUACUAUGUAUUUAAAGUUUUUGUCGGUAUAUGUUUUGUAUGAUUUCAGAUGCUUAAUUAAAAAAGCCCUAACUGUCA
Messenger RNA from Brienomyrus brachyistius, 2073 nucleotides. RefSeq names its product forkhead box D5 (gene foxd5). The record is from RefSeq and is a predicted model, not a curated record. The transcript is spliced from 2 exons. Gene Ontology annotation, biological process: cell differentiation; anatomical structure morphogenesis; regulation of transcription by RNA polymerase II. Bases 580 to 1785 code for a protein of 401 amino acids. Gene Ontology annotation, molecular function: DNA-binding transcription factor activity, RNA polymerase II-specific; RNA polymerase II cis-regulatory region sequence-specific DNA binding. NCBI's taxonomy places the organism in Eukaryota, Metazoa, Chordata, Actinopteri, Osteoglossiformes, Mormyridae.